This is a messenger RNA of Microthlaspi erraticum, 726 nucleotides long. Lineage: Eukaryota; Viridiplantae; Streptophyta; Magnoliopsida; Brassicales; Brassicaceae. The record is from the annotation of a GenBank genome assembly.
AUGAGAGAGAUCUACAGCAGUGGACCAGGGAACGGAGAACCUCCAGUAACACAAAUAUGGAGAAGAAAGAGCAGCCAGAAGUCGAGCAAAUAUGGAGAGGGAAGGAAAUCUAUGAGUAACAGUGAGUCAGUGCAUUCCACACAUGGAAAACAAAGAACACCAAAUCAUGAGAAAGAUAGACCUCAUGCUGAAGAUGAGGGCACCUCCUCAGGCUCCUUACAAACACCAUCUGUCUUUAACUGCAUUGGGUCACCACAGUUACUAUCUGGGAAGGGCGGUAACAGUAACAUCAAGUCAUCGAAACAAUCUCAAGAUAGUGGUGGAAGGAAGAAGCAUACAUCAUCGCCUGGGAAUUUGAAAGACAAGGAGGAGAGGUUUAAAAGCAUUUCUGUUUUAGAAAGAUUUGGGCAGGGAGGGCAAGAAGAUGAGGAUCACUCUCAACUAAAGAGAAGGAGACUCAGUAAUAGUGAUGACAGAAAAUCCAAGAAAGCCAAGAUGGGAACAAAAGGAGAAGGCGAUACUCCAAUAUCAGUCUUUCAAAGACUCGGAGAGUCACCUAAAGGUGCUGGAGUAAGGAACUCGGGUGGUAGCGCAGGUGGUAAAAUUCAUUCUGCUCUUGUGGCAGCUUCGGUCCCAACUCAUUUUGCCUCGUCACAGGCUGGUGAAAGUGGACUUCUUUGGAAAGAAGGUUUGAUGGGUAAUACCAACCCUUCGAAAUCUCAAUGA